AUGGCCAGGCCACAUUGUUGUUGCUCUCAUGCUGGUCUCAGCAUGCUUGUGGUCCUUCUUUUUAUCAAUUUUCUUUGCGCGUCAGGUGCGGUUGUGCGCUUUAGGGGCAGUGUCUACCGCGGCCUUGCUGAAGAAACACUGCGCAGGGGUGGUUCCACACUCGUGGUCCGGGCUGUGUCUCCGGUGUUUAAGGGGUACGAAAAGGCUCCUUUACGGAGUCUGUUGACGGAGAUGCUCUCUGUGAGCUAUGUGGUGGAUGAAGAAGGGAUUAAGCGGGAGAUGCAGGGCAACUCCAACUCGUGGCUGCGGCAACUCCCACAGUUGAUGGAGCAAAGCUGCAUUGAGGUGGAGGACAAUGGAUGUACUGUACGACUUACCUUCCACCCGCUUCCGGACUGUGUUGUGGAGGAGUUACUGCUCGUCGUGCCUUGCUUACCGCCGAGCAUUGCUCAGGAACUCAAUUUGUCUAGUGAGGGCGAGGGGGGCAAGAACUGCCAACCGGGGGAUGCGUUUGCCAUCACUCCCAAAACUUUACUUCGGGUAGAUGCGGAUAGGAUUGCACGGAUGGCCCCAACACAAUAUAUCACCGGGAAUAUAAUUGAGAUACCAUUAGUGAGGGGUAACGUUGGGGGAUUUGGUCCAAGAAUAAAGGUCAUGGAAGGUUGCAUGUGUACCAACGCCGUUAGUGCAUUGAUUAGCGGGAGUGGAUGGGAUGAUGAACAUCGGGUAUUUCGUUUUAUUGCACAUCGCGGCGGGUUGGUCACACUUUGCUAUAUGCCAUUUCCAGAAACAUUGCCUCAUGUGAUGCUAGAAAUGGGUGAGUCAAUAAAUAUUGCAGGCCCAGAAGGGGUUUCAACAGAGCCUCUGCAAAUUCGUCCUGGUGCAGAGUUUACGGGUCGUGUCUAUGGUACCAAUCUCUCUGAACAUGAUGUACUCAUGAUUACCGAACAGUCAUGCAAUGAAUUCGCUGUGGACCAAAUUAUGUUACCAGAAUUUUCUCUUUCUAGUAGUACUCGAGCUUUUUUCUUUGGCACCUUGAAGGAGGAAGGUCUCUACCACGUUUGUUACCGUCGUGAAGGGUCUGCCCAGUAUAUUAAUUUGGCAACAAUAUUGGUGGAAGGGGGAGACGAUGCUGUGACUGAGAAAAUAUCCGAGAAUAUUCUUUUCGAUGAGGUAACUGGCCUUCCUCAUGCUCCUAGUGUCGGUCGUUUGCAGAUUGAGCGGACGGGACGACUUGUGUUGCGUCAGGAGUCUCUAAAUGUUUCUUCGUUCUUAUGGUCCGGGGGGAGCAUUGAGGGUCAGGGAGACAUCAACUGCACAGAGACCGCUAUCAUCACCUCCCAGUCUGGCAAACUUUGUACUCUUUCAUUUAUAUUACGUAACUACGGUGAAAUGGUGAUUGAUGUCCCGCAGCUGUUCUUGGAAGGCGAGGGAGCCCUCCAUAACUACGGGAACCUCACCAUUACUUUGGCUCGUACGGGAACAGAGGGGGUUGGCAGUAUUCGAUCUCGAAGUCAUAGCAAUGCAAUCAUCAAUCGGGGUGGCACUAUUCGUGUCAUCACCGUGGACCAGGGAAAUGCUGUGUUGUGCCAGACACGUAUAAUAAACACAAGGGGAACACUUGUACUCUCUGGGAAUUUGAAAAUAACGGACAUGAUAAAUGAAGAAAAGGCGCAAUUAGUUCUUGAAAGUGGAGCUCGAGUCUCUGCAUCAGAUGCGAGGCUCGGAGGCCGGAUUGCGCUGCUAGAAAAUUCGGAGCUGAAACUUAUAGAGGACGGCGCGUUUGUUUCAGCCACCAUAAAAGGAAAUCGAAGUCGUAUUAUUAUUACAGGGGAAUCCUUGUUGCUUGAUUCAAUUAAUGUUACGGGCGAUGUUGCAACGGACAUUGUUGGCGGGUUAGCCGAUCCUUCAGGCAUGUUGAUUGCAAUUUAUGGUGUGAAUUAUUUUGGCGAAGGGACUCAUCUUAAUCUUUGUAGGACACGUUUCGUAGCGAACGCAGGUCUGGUGCAACUCGUCAUUGAGGGGGUUCUCACUGCAGAAGUUCAUUCAGUGGUUUUCUCCGGUAACGUGUGGAUUCAGGAUAACAACAUUGUAAUCAUCUACGGAAAGGGUAGUAGAUAUAUUGUAAGCAAAAGGGAGGAAUAUUCUUUGGUGUCUCUUGCUGUUCGUGAGAACGCCACUCUUGUGGCGUUAGAUGUUGUGUCGUCACAUGAUGUUCAUAUCAAAUGUGCCACGCUGCUGUCGUUUUUUGACUACUUUAAGAUUGAUGGUCGUUUCUUACUGCGAGGUUGCGUGACAGUUCCUCUUGGAGGUAUAAUUGGGGGAUCCGUGAGGCAUUUGAAACUCCCUGAGGACGCGGCAGUGCUCUUGCCGUGUCUUGCUGCCGCCGACAUACGCUUGCCAUUGGACGCAAUUCCACCGCAAAGAGCGAGUCUCAUUUUGGGUGGUGAAACGCUACUCCGCAAUGGGGCGGAACUUGCAUUGGAAGAAAUCAUCAUGAGGAACGCGGUCCUUACUGGAGAAGGUGCUGUUUAUGUGGGAGCGGCAUCUAUUCUUUCGAUUGACCGCGGCUCAAGAAUUUCCUUGCGGCGUGAAUGGGUACUUAACGCCUCAUUGACCUACGUGGAAGGGCUUUUGGAGGCGGACAUGUCACUCGGACCGAUGAUCAGUGGCUCUCUUGACGUCACAGGCGACGGCCAGGUGAAGUUGUACUCUGUUCAGACAUCACCGUGUUUCACUGCACCCUAUGCAAGUGGUGGUGUGCGAUGGGCAAGCAAUCCACGUGUCGAGUGUUAUCCCUUCCCGCUGCUGUCAUUGCCAGAUUCUUCCACUAAAGCAUUGGAACGUGAGGAAAUGGACAGGAAUCGACUAUUGUUUGCUCUUCCGCCAAAUAUUGAAUGUUCGGAAGAGUUUUUACGUGAAGAGGCUCAAGGACGGAUGAUGCUUCAGUAUUUUUUUGAUAUGGCACCCUUUGAUCCGCCACCGGGCGUACCAACGGUGCGCGAUAUGAUUGUUUCGUGGACACUGUUUGUUUUAUUGGGUUUUACGAUGCUUUACGCGUUUAUGAAAUUCAAUGGACUCUCAUGGAAACAAUGGUCUGCAGAAAUUGAAAAGGAGCCUCCCCUGCGGCUUACGCUCUCACGGUCAGAGUUUGCAUUGCACACGAUGAACUACGUCGUCCUUGCUCUUCUGGUGUUCAAUACAUUACAGACAUCGAUGGCGUCGAUCCACCCGGAAUUGUUUGUACCAGUUGGUUUUAUGUCAUCAUUACGCCUUCGCAGUAUGCAUCUGCUUAUGCCCCAUCAUCGGGCCAACUCUCAUGUUACGAUGCGAUUGACGAUGAUGGUCAUUUUUUUGUGGGGGUUCAUUGAGAUUUUUUUGGCAGUCAUGAAUCGAAAAGAUCUUCGUCGAGCGCUUCGUGGAACGCGGACAAACGCAAUUUUAAGACUCAUUUCGAGUUUGAACUACGCAUUGAAAUUCUUCUUUUUUGUAUUUUCUCUCCCCAUCCGGUCCCUCAUCAUUGACUCGCUCGCGUGCAAUACAUUUCUGAGUGAACUUCCUACAUGCGCAGAGGCCCGUGGAAACUUGGUUAUGUCGCUCUUCUCCUUCUUGGUGCUUUGUUUUAUGGUACCACUGGGUGGCUUUUUGUUCAUCACACCCCUAAAAUGUGAUAUACAUUGUAGGGGAUCGGUGUUGGUGGCUAUGAACGCAUUAUCACUGGCUAAGAUAGCCAUGUGGAAAGUAUUUUACCAUGAUUCCGUAUUGCUGAUUAUCAAUAACCUUCUAUUUCAAACUGUUCGGGUGCUUUAUUUUCUCCACUCCACCCCCACAGCCUACGGGAAUAUCAACAGGCUUGUGAUUCAUUUAUCAUUUCUGCCGUUUUUUUCGCAUAUGUGCACUCUAUUGCACGUGAUUCGUGUGUAUUUGGGAUUUGUCAGGACAUGCCAUGAUGGGGAGACAUAUUUCGCCGUUGUGGUCUUUCUUUGGAUGGCCAUGCUCGUUGGUAUGCUUUGGUAUGAUAUCAUUGGCGCAAAGGAUGAAUCCGUGACGACAAACAACGCAGCAAUUGACGCGAUACAACGCUCGAUUCAACAAAUUCAAAGCCGAAUACAGGAGUUACAAUAUGAGUUUUUGGCAUGUGCCUCCAUAGAGGAAAAAGAAAAUGUAUUGAACGCCGUUGCCCGCCUUCGCAUUGAGUUGCUGGAGAACCAGAAACGAUAUCGCUACGAGAAGUAUUGUCAUCUUGCCGUUUUUUAUGUUACUGGGCCCAUUGAGGAAUCAAGUUCUCUGAAAUUGCCUCUUGCCGAAGCAUCAAAAAAUCAUUGUGAUGGUCUAAAUGUGGAGGCAAUUCUGGCGUCACGUUUAUCACCAUUAUCUCCAGUAACAAUUGGCGAUGCAAAUGACAGCGAAAAUGGUCCACUGACGCAAGAGGAGAUGGAGAAUUUUAGUUGUGGGCCUGCUCUCGGUUCGGGAAGCUAUGGCACCGUCCACUUGGGUAUUCUUAAAUCUGGGAGGCUUGUGGCGGUCAAGUAUCUCAGCAUUCAGAACUCCGUUAAGGAUGCCCUUUCCCAGGUGCAGAAGGAGGUGGGUGUGCUGAAGAAACUUUCUCAUCCCAAUAUUAUCCGUUAUUUUGGAUGCUGCACGGAUAAUGAUUAUAUUUUACUGUUCAUGGAGUUUGCUGUGGCGGGGAGCUUGACGUCCAUUGUGAGAAAUUUUACCGGGUUGAAUGAGUCUGUCAUUCAAUUCUACACGUAUCAGAUGCUGCUUGGGCUUCGCUACCUGCACCAGAAAGGGGUGGUGCACAGAGAUAUUAAGGGUGAAAAUAUUCUCGUGGACGGAUUUGGGGCUGUCAAGUUGGCAGAUUUUGGCUCCUCUAAAAUUCUGCCUGGUAUAAGUGAUCGCAGCCGGGCGGGGUGUGAGACGCUUAUUGGAUCUCCAUUUUGGAUGGCCCCGGAGGUCAUACGCAACGAGCCAUACGGGACGAAGACUGACAUAUGGUCUGUUGGCUGCACGGUUGUAGAGAUGCUCAAUGGCGGAACACCGCCGUGGCAGGAGGAAUUUGAAAAUGUGUACUCGUUGAUGUAUUACGUGGGAACUACCGACAGCAUUCCGAAAAUACCGGAGGACACGUCGGAGUCUUGUCGCGACUUUCUGAGAAUGUGUUUUCAGCGGGACACAACGAAGCGGCCAUCGUCCGAUGAGCUUCUUCAGCAUCCCUGGCUGCGUGACGCGGGGAAUCAUUCAGGACUGCUACAGAAGAAACUUCCAAUACGUUAG
Molecule: messenger RNA, 5277 nt
Organism: Trypanosoma cruzi
Lineage: Eukaryota; Euglenozoa; Kinetoplastea; Trypanosomatida; Trypanosomatidae
Product: protein kinase-like protein, putative
Exons: 1
Coding region: 1-5277 (1758 amino acids)
Biological process (GO): protein phosphorylation
Molecular function (GO): protein kinase activity; ATP binding
Source: RefSeq, a predicted model, not a curated record